GAGCAGUACAGAAUUACAGAACAACAAAACCAAGGAGAGUACGUACAGAACCGUAAUAAUGGCGAGUCUCCUACGCUUAAAACUCCUCACAGUAGUACUUUUCCUUUCUCUCUAUCUUCUUGUUCACGCCACAUCGUCUUUAGCGACGACCAGUGGCAAUACUGUGCCGCCCUCGUCAAUAAUUAGCGACGAUAAUGUUCCGGUGGCUAACCGUUCGAGUUUCCCGGCGGGAUUCCUCUUUGGUUCGGCGUCGUCGUCUUACCAGGUGGAGGGCGCGGUAUCUGAAGACGGAAAAGGACCUAGCAAUUGGGAUGUUUACACUAACAAGUAUCGAGGGGAACAAGACGAUUCAUCGUCAACGCAUAUUCGUCUUCGUUGUGCAGGCAUGCAUCGACCAUCUCGCUUUCUCAUGAGCUCUGAUGAUCACCAUUCUGGUUCGAAGCCCAAAGAUGGAACGGUGGAAGGAGGUGUGAAUCAAGAAGGGAUAGAGUAUUACAACAAUCUCAUUAAUGAACUCCUAGCCAAUGGCAUCAAACCUUUUGUAACCAUUUUCCAUUUCGACCUCCCCGAAGCCCUGGAAAGAGAAUACGCCGGCUUCCUUAGCCCUAAAGUUGUGAAAGACUUCGUUGCAUACGCGGAUGUUUGCUUCAAGCACUUCGGAGAUCGAGUUCAACACUGGGUCACGAUCAACGAGCCUCUGUCGUACAGUUUGUUCGGCUACGCCCAGGGGACGAUGGCUCCCGGUCGAUGCUCGAAAUGGAUGAAUCUGAACUGCCCCGGAGGAGACGCAGCCACCGAGCCAUACAUAGUCGGACACCACCUCCUCCUUUCUCAUGCCGCCGCAGUGAAACUGUACAGAGAGAAAUACCAGUCGACACAAAAGGGCGAGAUCGGCACCGCCCAGGUGGUGCAAUGGGGCCUCCCUCUCUCCAAUUCGAAGCAGGAUCGCGAAGCUACGCAACGAAGAAUCGAUUUCACGCUAGGAUGGUUUCAGGAUCCACUGGCCACCGGAGACUAUCCACCGUCGAUGAGAGAUCUCGUGGGGGAAAGAUUGCCCGAAUUCUCGAAGGAGGAAUCCAAGAUGUUGAGAGGCUCCUUCGACUUCGUGGGGUUGAACUACUACACGUCUUACUACAUUUCCGGCGCUCCUCCUUCAAAAUCUAUGCCUAAGAGCGCAACGACGGAUUCUCAAACCAGUUUUUCACCCGAGAAGAAUGGUGUCGACAUCGGACCAAAGGCAGGGAUAUCUUGGCAGUACAUUUAUCCCAAAGGGAUUCGAGAUGCGGUUCUCUACACAACAAAGAAGUAUAAUAACACGCCCGUUUACAUCACUGAAAAUGGCAUGGGCGAGCUCAAUAACGAAACAUUAGGCAUCAAGGAUGCUCUUAAUGAUACUCUACGAGUAGAUUUUUACCGUCAACAUAUCGCAUACCUCAGCAGUGCAAUCAAGGGAGGUGCAAAUGUGAAAGGGUAUUUUGCUUGGUCACUGAUGGACAACUUUGAAUGCUCCAGUUUGACGCCGUCGACGUUUAGCGACGAGCACAAUAGCGACGUACUCGAACAUGUUCCGGCCGUCGCUAACCGUACGAGCUUCCCGGCGAGCUUCCUCUUCGGGACGGCGUCGUCAGCUUACCAGUAUGAAGGCGCUGCAGCUGAAGGUGGUAAAGGGCCAAGCAUGUGGGAUGCUUACACUUCCAAAUACCCAGGCAUCAAACCUUUUGUUACCCUCUUUCACUGGGACACUCCCCAAGCCCUUGAAAACGAAUAUGAGGGCUUCCUUAGCUAUAAAGUUGUAAAAGAUUUUGUUGCAUACGCCGAUGUUUGUUUCGAGCACUUUGGCGAUCGAGUUCAGCAUUGGGUUACAUUCAACGAGCCCAUAUCUUACAGUUCGUAUGCCUAUGGCAUGGGGAUGAUGGCGCCUGGCCGAUGUUCACCAUGGAUGAACUUGAACUGCACAGGUGGAGACUCGGCCACUGAGCCAUACAUUGUUGCACACAACCUCCUCCUCGCUCAUGCUGCGACCGUAAAAUUGUACAGAGAGAAAUAUCAAGCAACACAAAAGGGUGAGAUGGGCAUUGCCCAUGUGUCGCAAUGGGGUAUUCCUCUCUCCGAUUCCAAGCAAGAUCACAAAGCUACACGACGGGGAAUGGAUUUCAUGCUAGGAUGGUUUAUGGACCCGUUGGCCACAGGAAAUUAUCCACGAUCGAUGAGAGCUAUCGUGGGGAAACGAUUGCCCAAAUUCUCAAAGGAGGAGUCCAAGAUGUUGAAAGGCUCUUUUGAUUUUGUGGGGUUGAACUACUACACAACUUUCUAUGUUUCCAAUGCACCACCUUCUAACCCUCUGUUCUCAAGCUCAACGACUGAUUCUCGAACCAAUGCUUCACGCAUGGGCGAGGUCAAUAACGAAACAAUGAGCCUCACGGAAGCUCUUAAUGAUACCUUAAGAGUAGAUUUCUAUCGUCAGCAUCUCGCUUAUCUCAACAGUGCAAUCAACUGCUGCCUGCUCGUAUUUUCGUCGCUAAUAGUUAUCGAUGGAGCUCGAGUUAUGAUCAAUCGCUCUGCCCGCGAUACUACUGCGAUCAAUGGUACUACUAGUAGCAGAGCUUCUUCCCUCAACAGAAGGAGCUUCCCUGCCGGCUUCAUAUUCGGCACGGCUUCCUCGGCAUACCAGAUUCGAACCAACAACGAAUGCACAAUAAAAUGCACUGUAUAUGUUGAUUCAUCAGAUGGAAAGUUGAGUGGAGGAGUGAACAAAGAAGGAGUGAAGUAUUACAACAAUCUCAUCGACGAACUCCUCACAAAUGGGAUCCAGCCCUUCGUGACUAUCUUUCACUGGGAUCUCCCUCAAGCUCUGGAAGCAGAGUACAAGGGUUUCCUUAACCCUCGUGUCGUGAGUGAUUUUCGGGACUAUGCGGAAGUAUUGUUCAAGGAGUUUGGGGACAAGGUGAAGAACUGGAUCACAAUCAACGAGCCACUGAGCUACAGCGCCGCAGGGUAUGCGUAUGGCUAUCUUGCGCCGGGGAGGUGCUCCAGUUGGGUGCCCAUGAACUGCACUGGCGGAGACUCGUCAACUGAGCCUUACAUCGUCGGCCACCACAUCCUCCUCUCUCAUUCCGCCGCCGUCGAUUUGUACAAGCAGAAAUAUCAGGCAAGGCAGAAGGGUCAGAUAGGGAUCACACUAGUGUCUCCAUGGGUAAUUCCCUACACUAACUCCACUGAGAAUAGGAAUGCACAAGCUAGAUCUCUUGAUUUCAGUUUGGGCUGGUUUUUCGAACCCCUGACGAGCGGUUCUUAUCCGCAAUCGAUGAGGACUCUCGUCGGCAAGAGGCUGCCCGAGUUCACGACACAAGAAUCGGAGAAGAUCAGAAGGUCGUUCGAUUUCAUCGGGAUGAACUAUUACACGGCUUCUUAUGCAGGAGCUUCGAGUUGGCUAAAUGUGUAUCCCAAAGGAAUAUAUGAUAUUUUGUCGUACAUAAAGCGCAAGUACAACGAUCCAGUCAUUUACAUUACAGAAAAUGGGAUUGAUGAGCUCAAUAACGACCAGGUGCUGCCGCCGGCAGAAGCUCUCCAAGACAAAAUGAGGAUCCGUUAUCACCGCCGGCAUCUGUAUUACCUCCAGAAAGCGAUCCGGUAA
This is a messenger RNA of Linum tenue, 3634 nucleotides long. The record is from the annotation of a GenBank genome assembly. NCBI's taxonomy places the organism in Eukaryota, Viridiplantae, Streptophyta, Magnoliopsida, Malpighiales, Linaceae.